Molecule: messenger RNA, 1891 nt
Organism: Tyto alba (common barn owl)
Lineage: Eukaryota; Metazoa; Chordata; Aves; Strigiformes; Tytonidae
Gene: IMPDH2
Product: inosine monophosphate dehydrogenase 2
Exons: 14
Coding region: 103-1647 (514 amino acids)
Biological process (GO): GTP biosynthetic process
Cellular component (GO): cytoplasm
Molecular function (GO): IMP dehydrogenase activity
Source: RefSeq, a predicted model, not a curated record
GGGGGGGGUGGGCCUGCGUGAACCCUCGCGGCUGCCGUCGGGGCGCGCGUGCGCUCGGGGGCGCGCGGGGCGGCGGGCACGCGGCGGCGGCAGGCCGGCACCAUGGCGGACUACCUCAUCAGCGGCGGCACCGGCUACGUGCCCGACGACGGGCUGACGGCGCAGCAGCUUUUCAGCUGCGGUGAUGGGCUCACCUACAACGACUUCCUCAUCCUCCCGGGGUACAUCGACUUCACGGCGGACCAGGUGGACCUGACCUCGGCGCUGACCAAGAGGAUCACCCUAAAAACCCCGCUGGUCUCCUCCCCCAUGGACACGGUCACCGAGGCCGGCAUGGCCAUCGCCAUGGCGCUCACCGGGGGGAUUGGGUUCAUCCACCACAACUGCACCCCGGAGUUCCAGGCCAACGAAGUGCGGAAGGUGAAGAAAUACGAGCAAGGAUUCAUCACAGAUCCCGUGGUGCUGAGCCCCAACGACCGAGUGCGAGAUGUGUUCGAAGCAAAAGCUCGUCAUGGAUUCUGUGGGAUUCCCAUCACGGACAAUGGGAAGAUGGGGGGCAAGCUGGUUGGGAUCAUCUCGUCUCGAGAUAUUGAUUUCCUGAAAGAGUCGGAGCAUGACUUGCCUCUUGGCGAGAUUAUGACAAAGCGGGAGGAUCUUGUUGUAGCCCCGGCUGGCGUAAUGUUGAAAGAAGCGAAUGAAAUUCUGCAAAGGAGUAAAAAAGGCAAGCUGCCAAUUGUUAAUGAAGAUGAUGAGCUGGUCGCUAUAAUUGCCCGCACUGAUCUUAAGAAGAACCGGGACUACCCUCUGGCUUCUAAGGAUUCCAAGAAGCAGCUGCUCUGUGGUGCCGCUAUUGGGACCCACGAAGAUGACAAAUACCGGCUGGACCUCCUGGUGCAGGCUGGCGUGGAUGUGGUUGUGCUGGAUUCCUCUCAGGGGAACUCCAUCUUCCAGAUCAAUAUGAUAAAAUAUAUUAAGGAGAAAUAUCCCAACCUACAAGUUAUUGGAGGAAAUGUUGUGACUGCUGCUCAGGCCAAGAACCUCAUUGACGCAGGGGUCGAUGCCCUGAGAGUCGGGAUGGGCAGUGGCUCCAUCUGCAUCACACAGGAAGUGCUGGCGUGCGGCCGUCCCCAGGCCACGGCGGUGUACAAGGUGUCUGAAUACGCCCGGAGGUUCGGCGUCCCCGUGAUUGCAGACGGAGGGAUCCAGACGGUUGGGCACAUCGCCAAGGCCCUCGCGCUUGGGGCCUCCACAGUGAUGAUGGGCUCUCUCCUGGCUGCCACCACGGAAGCCCCAGGCGAGUACUUCUUCUCGGAUGGAAUUAGGCUGAAGAAAUACCGCGGCAUGGGCUCACUAGAUGCCAUGGACAAGAACUUGGGCAGCCAGAACCGGUAUUUUAGUGAGACAGACAAAAUCAAAGUGGCCCAGGGAGUCUCGGGCGCAGUGCAGGACAAGGGCUCUAUCCACAAGUUCAUUCCGUACCUGAUUGCUGGGAUCCAGCAUUCCUGCCAGGACAUUGGUGCCAAGAGCCUGACCCAAGUCCGAGCCAUGAUGUACUCGGGCGAGCUGAAGUUUGAGAAGAGGACGACAUCUGCCCAGGUGGAAGGAGGGGUGCAUGGCCUCCACUCGUAUGAGAAGCGCCUCUUCUGAAGGAGGUCCGUCUGUGUCUGUCAUCGUGCCACUUAGCCCUGCGCCACCCCGUGCGGGAGCUGCUCUUGCUGCAGACGUGCCAUUGCUCUGUGGGCUGCGUGGAGCUCCCUGUGUCCCUUGGCUGCUUCAUCACCACGCGGAGGGCCCACUUGCCCCCCCCCCCCGGAGUAGUGAUCCUGGGCUGGUGGGUGGAGCCUUGCACGUGUUGGCCGUGUUUUACAAUAAAAGAGGAAAAUACGUGCAA